Molecule: messenger RNA, 528 nt
Organism: Diversispora eburnea
Lineage: Eukaryota; Fungi; Glomeromycota; Glomeromycetes; Diversisporales; Diversisporaceae
Source: the annotation of a GenBank genome assembly
GUAUUUUGGACGAAGAUACAAUACGAGAUAUAGACAUUUUUACUAAUGAUUUGUGCCCAGUUUCAGCACAGACUAUAGUUUGUAUAUUUCGAAAAGCAAUUCGAUCCACCCAAGAUACAAUUUUAUACUGGUAUCACUUUGCCAUAAAAUAUGACAAAAGAAUAGAUGAAGUUUCUGUUAACAAUAAAGUCAGUAAGAAAAAAGCAACUAGCUUAGUAUAUCAUGAAAUUAAACAACUUCUUCCUGAUAUCACAGAUGCGAACCUGCGUCAUAUAAUUCUCAAGGCUAGAAAAAUAAGAACACUUUUUAGCGCAGUAGGAGUAGAAAAGAUUAAACAGGUCUCCUAUAGUGCAAAUGCAAUUUCCGGCCUUUCUUAUACCCAAAUCCACAACAUUAUAGAGCAUGUGACCAAUUUUAAAAAGAGUUCUGUCCCUUCUGGCUUAACGAAAUUAUCAGAUGCAAAGGUAAGUGAAUCACCUACAUCUCCUAUUCUUUCGACUCAUAUAUCUAAUUCUUCAGGUCCAGAGG